UUGUUCAAGCAUGCUUGGCAUUAAGUUACUAUCAAGUUCUUCCACUGGACAUGAUACAACGAGUGUUUAAUAUUGAUUUUAUAACUCGGUUAGAGAAGGAAUUGUCGAUUAUUUGUCAUAAGGGAAAUGAUCAAAAAAAUGUAUUAAGUUUGGUCAUGCAGUUGAACCGUUCGAUUUGCCUUAAUUAUCCAGAAGCUAGAGUGCCAUGGUUCCAGCAGAAUUUUAUUGAUGCACAAUUAGCAGCUAAUCCACCAAAGCUUACUCCUUAUAUGAAUAAAAUAUACAAAAUGUUGCUGUCUUAUGUUGGAGGUGACAAAAGUAUGAUUAGAUUGAAUCAUAAGACACCAUACGGAUACAGGAUACCUUUCGUCAUUUAUUUUAACUCACAAAGACAAAUAGUUUCACCGCCAGUAGACGAGGGCCCUCAAACGUUAGACAAAGUGGCUAUAAUUCCGUUGCCAAAACAACCUAUUCAAUUCAAUGGUACAAGUCGAAAGCGUGGAUUUGAUCUUCUCGAAGAGCUUCAUCUUAGUAUGCUGGGUUAUAUUGUAAUACAGAUUUGCCACCGGGAAUGGAAUUCGAUUCACAUGAAUUUUCCUGGCGUUCGUGAAGAAUAUCUUAAAAGUGCUUUCAAUAAAUAUAAUUUAUUGCUUGAAUAAAGCGUUUCGAAAUGUGUACAUGUAAAAUAUAGCAGUCAACUAACUAAAAAAAAUGUGA
Messenger RNA from Contarinia nasturtii (swede midge), 717 nucleotides. RefSeq names its product FAST kinase domain-containing protein 1, mitochondrial-like. Bases 51 to 659 code for a protein of 202 amino acids. Lineage: Eukaryota; Metazoa; Arthropoda; Insecta; Diptera; Cecidomyiidae. The transcript has 6 exons. The record is from RefSeq and is a predicted model, not a curated record.